Messenger RNA from Thlaspi arvense, 481 nucleotides. The record is from the annotation of a GenBank genome assembly. Lineage: Eukaryota; Viridiplantae; Streptophyta; Magnoliopsida; Brassicales; Brassicaceae.
AGCAGAUCUUAAAGUAAAAGAGUUACGACAAUCAAUGGGUCUUAUAGCCGAAAGCCAAAAGUUAGAGAUGAAGACCAAAAGCUCUCUGGAUGUUGAGGAUGUGACAGAUGUGAAAUCUGGAUACUCGAUCACUUUUCACUUCAGCCCCAACCCCUAUUUUGAGGAUGGAAAACUAACGAAGAUUUUUAACUUCCUCGAAGAAGGGACUACCAAAAUCACAGCCACGCCUAUCCAAUGGAAAGAGGGCAAGGGCUUGCCAAAUGGAGUGAAUCACGAGAAGAAAGAAAACAAACGUGCAUUGCCUGAAGAGAGUUUCUUUACCUGGUUUAGCGAUGCUCAACACAAGGAGGACGUUGAGGAGGAGAUUCAAGACGAGGUUGCUGAUGAAGAGGAUUUUGAGGGAGAUGAUGAUGGAAAUGAGGGGAAAGAAGGCGACUCUGAAGAAGAUGAUAAUGAUGAAGAAGAGGAAGAUGGUGAGGAA